GCCAGCGAACAGAGAGGAAUGACCAACUGAACAGCUAAAGGGCAACCACCCUGGUCGCCGGUCGUAGACUGCAGCCGGUGGAGGUCACCAGGCAGCGUGACCACAUUUCAGGACUUUAACUGGACUCCUGGGAGUGGCUAAGUGUGAAACACCAGCAAGCUCAGAGACAUCCAGCCAGGAAAGACCCCAAGAGACGGCUCCACGGGGGGUGGGCUUGUCGCUUUAAGAGAAGAGAUCAGCUGCGUUAUGACAUCCUUCAAAAAGUGACCACAGCUGAGUAGCAGCCACCGUCCAUCUCAGAUGUGACAGUGUCAGGAGUGACCUGCAGGAAUCCACACCUCAUGUGACUCCUCAUCAUAGUCAAGCAAGAGAAAGACCACCAAAGCGUAAGCCGACCUGACUGGGCGACGUCUGCAUCAGGAGUGUCUGAGGGUCUGCUCCGCCUGGAGAUGACGGCCAAUCAGCAGCAGGAUGCCAAGGCCCCGCCCCCGAGUGACCCCCGGGAUCUGGAAUGCUCCAUCUGCUUCAGCCAGUUCAACAACGUCUUCCGGGCCCCCAAAAUGCUGCAGUGCCAGCACACCUUCUGCCUCGAGUGCUUGGCCCGCAUGAACGUAAAGUCGGACAACCCCCAGGCCAUCCAGUGCCCACUGUGCCGCAGCCUGACCUCGCUGCCCACCCUGGGGCUGCCCAAGCUGGACACCAAUGUCAACAUCCUGUCCUACCUGCCCGAGGCCAUGCAGCGCGUCUACAGCAUCCGCUUCGUCCGCAGCAGGGGGCGCCUCGUGGUCAAGCAGACCAACACCCGUAGCCUGCCCUCGCUGUGCACGGUCAGCCAGACGCUGGACGUGGGGCUGCCGGAGGAGCAGGGGGCUCAGACCCAAGGCUGCAGUCAGCGGCUGGGACAGAUCAGCAGGACCCGCUGGUGCCGCAUCCUCAUCCUGCUCCUCCUCAUCACCUGUAUGGUGCUGGUCAUCAGCCUCAUCAUGGUGCAGAAGGGCUGACCACUGGGUCUGGGCCUAGUGGGACAUUUCUGAAGUGACCACACGGAUGACAUGACACCUCAGUAGAGAGGCAUUUCAGAGAAAUGACCACAGCAUGAGAUACCUCAAGGCUGACCACUGGGUCUGUGCCUGGUGACGAAUGUCAGAAGUGACCAUUGUGGACAAAUGACCACAACACCUGGGUCUAGUGUGGCGUUUCAGAGGUGACCACUGCACAUAAAUGACCACAGAAGUGACCACUGCACCUGAGCCCAGUAUGACAUUUCAGAAGCGGCCAUCAAGGAGACCACCUCUGCAACUAAGCCUAGGGGGACAUUUCAAAAAGUAAACACUACAGAGAAGUGACCACAGCAUGAGACCUUCCUGAGGGCUGACCACAGCUCCUGGGACUACUACAGUGUGGCGUUUCAGAGAUGGACCACACGCUACGUGUGACCGCCACUGACCACUGUAUCUGGGCAUAGCGUGACAUUUCAGAAGUGACCACCGCACAUUAACAACCACAGAAGUGACCACUGCACCUGAGCCUGAGACAUUUCCAGAGUGAUCACUGCAGAGAAGUGACCACAGCAUGAGACCUUCCUAUGGGGCCUUUCAGAGAUGGACCACACGCUACAUGUGACCGCCAAAUGAUACAUCGGAGCUGAUUACUGUUUCUGGGCAUAGUGUGCCAUUUCAGAGGUGACCACUGCAGAGAGGUGGCCCCAGAAUGGGGUGACCAUGGCACCUGGACCUAAUGAGGAAGUGACCAAAGCCAUGAAGUGACUGGUCACAGAGUUGCCAGCAUAGUGCAGUAUGGCUAUUCCACAGGGUGACCGCAGCAGAGAAUUGACCCUCAUAAUCCUCAGUAAUUAACCCUAAGUUGGCCUCAGCUGUGAUGUGACCACAACAUGACCCAACAGAAAGCUGGCCAUCCAUCUCAGUGUUGAUGACUCACUGAGGACCCCUGGAGAACACAACUUGGCUCCCCUCAGUGCCACUGAACACCAGAAGCUGAAGAAUUUGUCACCGAGGUUACAGAAUUUCAUGUCACAUGGAUCCCCAGUGCAGAGCACCUCCAGCAUCGGGAGAUGUGGCACCCAGAACCAUGGUGUCCAUUGGCAUGACUGCACAGGUAUCGGAGAUGCCAGCGGUGGGACGGGGGGUUUGGGUUCUGCAUGUCAAGUCCAUCCUGUUCAUCCAGCUGACCCUUCUAUUGUGGCAUGAGAGCCACAUGGUGGGCAAUUUAAA
This is a messenger RNA of Polypterus senegalus (gray bichir), 2231 nucleotides long. RefSeq names its product RING finger protein 223. Bases 450 to 1001 code for a protein of 183 amino acids. Gene Ontology annotation, biological process: protein ubiquitination. Gene Ontology annotation, molecular function: ubiquitin protein ligase activity. The transcript has 2 exons. The record is from RefSeq and is a predicted model, not a curated record. NCBI's taxonomy places the organism in Eukaryota, Metazoa, Chordata, Cladistia, Polypteriformes, Polypteridae.